Messenger RNA from Boeremia exigua, 435 nucleotides. RefSeq lists its product as uncharacterized. The coding region runs from base 1 to 435 and encodes 144 amino acids. The record is from RefSeq and is a predicted model, not a curated record. NCBI's taxonomy places the organism in Eukaryota, Fungi, Ascomycota, Dothideomycetes, Pleosporales, Didymellaceae. The transcript is spliced from 2 exons.
AUGGGCUGGAUAUCUCGUUACGGCAAACGGCAGAACGACCUCGCUCCGCCUACACCGCAACCCAUUCGCUUCAAGCAUAUCGUUGUCGGCCUCAUCUUGCUCCUAAUUUUCGGCGGAGGCAUUGCGUGCUUCCCUCUGACACUCAUCUACGUACCAAAACCUCAACUCACGGAGUACAUGCCAAAGGGAAUCUACUGUGCGAUAUGCGAGGAGAUUUGGCUACACAAUCGCGAUUUGUUCAAUCGCGAGGACAUGUUCUGCUAUGGGCCGCCUGUCUAUGACCGCCCGACUAGUAAAGAUGAUGAGGUUAUGUUCAGUGGGGAGAAGAGGUGUUGGGCGUUGAAAAAGUGGCAUGACCGUUGGAUGCGUCCCAUUCAGGUCACGGAUGAGGAAACGAAGAAAUGGAACAGGAUUAGAGGUGGAUCUUGGCCUUGA